GAGGCUUAUGACGUACCAGAAAAGUUCAAACCGGAACGCUUUCUUCUCUCUUCAGUGGGCGUCAAACCUGGCGUAGAUGAGACUGGGCGAGAAGACUUGCAAUUUGGCGGAGGGAGACGUGUUUGUCCUGGAAAGAUCUUGGCUAAGAAUUCGCUCGCUAUCAACGUUAUGAACCUCGUGUGGGCCUUCAAGUGGACCAAUGCGAUAGAUAAUGAAACGAAAAAUCCCAUCCCAGUGGAUAUUGACAACUAUUCUAAGGGCAUCUCCACCGCGCCGAAUCCUUUCAAGUGUCAGAUUACUCCGCGAAGCUCCAUGCACAUUGCGCUCAUUGAAAAGGAGAUGGAACAUGCGAAAGAGAUCUUCAAAGGAUUCGAGGUUUUGGAUAAACUGUGUGAGCCAGAGGAGUGA
This is a messenger RNA of Stereum hirsutum FP-91666 SS1, 408 nucleotides long. RefSeq lists its product as uncharacterized. Gene Ontology annotation, molecular function: iron ion binding; oxidoreductase activity, acting on paired donors, with incorporation or reduction of molecular oxygen; monooxygenase activity. Lineage: Eukaryota; Fungi; Basidiomycota; Agaricomycetes; Russulales; Stereaceae. The transcript is spliced from 4 exons. The annotation marks the transcript as partial. The record is from RefSeq and is a predicted model, not a curated record.